AGCGUGCGCGGUAACGGGUCGAUCGUGGGAGGUUGGUUGAUCGAAAAGUAGAUCUUUGGUCAAAAACAAUUUGGGCACCCCUGGUCGAGCUGGUUCGUGCCCCCUAGUUAAUGCACACAAACAGGAAGUGUGCCACCCUGUUUUCCUGUUUGGUGACGUGAUUUUCAGUGUUAAGGCCUAUUAGCGGAAAAAAAGGUGCCAAAUUAGAAAAUUUACUUUAGGAAAAAGUUUUUAUUUAUGAUAAAAAAGGCUGUGUUUUGUUGUUUUACAGAAAGAUCUAGUUUUUGACAGAACACAGGAUUAUUAAAAAAAAAAGAAUAGAGCGUUGAAUUUUAAGAAUAAAAAAAAGGUGAAGUUAUGAGAAAUAGUGUCAACGCAGGAAACGUGAAGUACAUGUUUUGAGAAAUGCCAUCAAAUAACAUUUCUACGACACUUCUAAUACAACUUGGUAGAGUUGCUUUCGUCCCCUUUAACAAACCAACAUCACGAAUGUCCUUUUUUACAUCCACAAAGUUACCUUCGUGCUCGUUGCUGUUUGCUUUACAGGUUACCGUCGUUUAUCUAGACAAAAUAAUUGUUUCGUUUAAAACGCCAGACAUUCUAAUCCAUUCAAAGGUUUACAUUGUUAGCUUUAGAUGUUUGUUUUUUUGUCUCGUGUGACUCGACAUUAUUCCCAGGGUGGCUUUGUGCCACGUAGCUGUCAUGGCCCACGUGGCUAAAGUUGCUUGGGUCAUUGUUCCCGUCUGCUCUUCAUCAGAGAUUACAAUUAGAAACAGCUGAAUCAGGUAUGCAGGAAUCUGCACGUAGUCGCCAGGCCUGCUUGAACAAAGCACGCCUAAUGAAUCAUACAGCUCGAUGCUGACUCCUUGAUCAAUGACUCUGGGCAAAACUGAUCACUAUUAUUAUAGCUCUCAAAGCUAAUUUCAAUCAAAAAGGAAAAAAAAAAUCUGGGUGGGGUCUAGGGAGGAGGUGACAGUUGAUUGUUAACCGGCAAAAUGCCUUAAGCGACACUUUGAACAUGAGACGAUCAGGGACUCCUUAUUGGAUCAUUUCUGUAAGCCUUAUCCUGUUUCGGAUCACACUAUCGUCUGUUCAAAUGAAGGAAAAAAGUAAAGUAUAAAUCUGUAAUUUCACAGUGAUAUUUUUCGAAUUUCAGUUUUGGGCUCAUGUACAACCAUUCAAUCACAUUCACACCUACAGCGGAGUCUUCACUCAACCAAACGUGUCUGUAUAUGGAAUGUGUCGGGGAAACCGGAGUAAACCGACACAAGUACGGGAAGCGCAUGCAAAUAGCAGAAAUUCAAACCCAUUUCGAUUGUGAAGCAGACGUGCUAGCCUGCCCCGUGUACUUUUUUUUUCCUCUUUUCUAAAUCAAGCAGUGGUAACACAGUCACUUGAAAAGAAAUUGGUCCAACCCUUGUGGUCAGUGUGAGAUGUAAGCAAGCAAGCAAGCUGUCCUCUGCUGAGAAGAACCAUGCCCGCAUGGGGAUCUUUCUCAUGUAUCUAAAACUGUACACGUUUCAUCCCGCUGCCCUAAGUCCCUUCUCCUUUCCCCCAGUCGCUCCAGUAACUCCGCUAAAAGGCUUAGAUUAAACAGGAUUAGCACGUUCAAAGAUCUUCUCUCCCGCAGCCAUCUGCCCACCUACCUUGAGCCAGCAAGUGUCUUGCGAGCACCAUGCCACCGCGUCGCCACUGUCUUUGCAGGAAAACAAUAACAAGUGGUUGCUUGCUCCAACGGUUUGUGACCUUCUGCAGUGGGAGACUUCCGGACUAUGCCAAUUUGUAGGACGUCCUUGCAACACCCAAGGGGAAGUGCCGGUUUCAGGAUCUAAACACGGAUUUAAAAUGUCCAUCUUGUGGAGAUGUCUUUUAUUUAGUUUAGUGCUCAUGUUUUUGGACCUGAGGACCGACGCCGUACUGGAAGGAUCCUCCAUGGGUCCACUCGAGGUGCCACUUGGCGGCGAAGCGGCAUCGUUCCGGCGUGUCGUCCGUGUGUCCGACGUCAUGGUGUCCCGAGGAAGUCGCGUGGCUCUGGCCAGACGCAAACGCAACAUCCUCUUCCCGAGCGGCGUCAAGCUGUGCGCGCAGGAGAGCGCCAAGCAGGUGGCCGCAAACCACCUCAGUUUCUUCCAUCUCAGAGCGUGCCAGGAGACGGUGUGGGAGGCUUUCAAAAUCUUCUGGGAUCGCCUCCCCGAGCAGGAGGAGUACCAGAGCUGGAUGAACCAGUGCCAGGAAGGGUUGGCGACGGCACGAGACAUUGGUAUCUACUUUAGCCAAUCGGAGGAGCAUCAAGGGGUGAUCAAAAAGAAAAUGUCAGCGCCUGCCUUGAAAAGUGAACCCACUCGAUCUGGACACCAUACAUGCAGCACGCCAGCUCCCGAAGCGACAAUCACCACAAAGGCUCCUGCCAAAGAAGAAGAUAUUGACGAGAGCGAAAAAGUGGAGGAAGCAGCUGUCAUUGUGCCAGAAAUGGAGCUGGACAACGACAUCCCAGUGGAGCCAGUACCAGCGGCCGUGUUGGAGCAGGUGGUGGAGCUGAGCAUCCUCCUCACGGGAGUCGUGUACGAUGAUGACUUGGGCGACCCUCACUCGCUACACUAUCAGACCCUCAGCAGACAGCUUGCUCAGAAGAUUGAGGACGCCCUGUUGGCACUUCCUGGUUUCAAGAGUGUAUCUGUGAUGGACUUCAGGCCUCACAAGGAUCCGCAAGGGCUGGACGGCCUCGUGGUGGACUACGCCGUCACCCUGGUGGUGGACGACGCGGGCAUCAGCGGUGACCAACUGGACUACCUUACCCUGCAGUCCAACCAGGUGGAGAACUCAUACCGCGAGGUCAAGGAACACCCGACACUGGUCUACGCCAUCAGCGAGCUCAAGACCUUCGUGACUGAGGACCUCCUGAAGGGCGCCCUGGAGAGCGUGCCUGAGACCCCCGAGACCAUCCACGCUGCAGGAGAGACAUUGAAUGAACCAGCAGAGGCUCUAAUCCCGGACGACGGCAUGGAUGACGUCAAGGGAGACCAAUUGCUGCCUGAAAGCGUUGGGCGGGACACGGUGGAGUCUUCUGAAAGCGACAUCGUUGUCCUGGAGGAGAGUGUCGAGAUAUCCUCCCCUGCUGUGGUUGAGACAGCUGCGCCUGAAACUGUCUGUAUCAGGGAAGAGGAUCUGCUUCUGGAGAACACCGUGCAGAUCGCCGCUGCAGACAAACCCGUAGAGGAAGACCAGCAGGCGCCUCCCCGCUCCGAGGAUCAAGAUAGCAUCACGCUGCCCCAACCACCGGUGGUGGCGGAGGCCUCGGGCACAGGGGACCUGGACAACCUGCUGUGGCCAGAUACAACUCCGGCGACACAAGACACUGAAGACGUGGUUGUCCUGGAAGAGGAGCAUCUGGACAAUGGUGUAGACACCGAAGACCUCCUCGUGAGUGAAACCGCAGAUGACGACUUUGUUCCUGAGGUACUGAGUGAGGUAGCUGAGGAAGGAGGCUCAAAACAUCCCGAGGAACCUUUAGUUGAAGAAGCUAGUGUGGAAGAAGCAGCAGAGAGUGACGGACAAACUCCUGAGGAAACACCCGCCUCAGCUCCGGUGCCUCUUGAAGAACCUCCAGAAUCUUCCGAAAUCGCGAGCGACGACAUCGCAGACGACGACAUCUUGCUGGUCAACAAAGACGCACCAUCGGUUAGCAUUCCUUUAAGCUCCGCCCCACCGACUGCAAUGUCUGCCGAAAAGGAGUCGCCCUUCACCCGUGUAGCCGUCGAGGGCCAACCGGACAUUGUCAUGCCGUCACUCGUGGAGAUCCAAAACAGUGACGAAAACGAUCCUCCCGUGGAAGACCUCGCUUAUGACGUCUUCCCUUACGGCUUGAUCAACCACACGGAAGAAGGCAGCACCGGAUUCCCGUUCAGCGUAUCUCACGUCACCGACCCGGCCAGCAUCGCUAUGCCGGCCAACCCCGGUCGAGCGCUCAUGGUGUUCUUCAGCCUGAGGGUGACCAACAUGAUUUUCUCUGAGGAUCUCUUCAACAAGAGUUCCCCAGAGUACAAAGCGCUGGAGCAACGCUUCCUGGAACUGCUCGUGCCCUAUCUCCAGUCCAACCUGAGUAACUUUGAGAACUUGGAGAUCCUCAACUUCCGCAACGGGAGCAUUGUAGUCAACAGCCGGAUGAAGUUUGGCAAGCCCGUGGCUCAGGGCGUCACCACCACCGUCUAUCUGAUCCUGGAGGACUUUUGCAACACAGCCUACCAGACCAUGAACCUGGCCAUCGAUAAGUACUCCCUGGACGUUGAGUCAGGCGACCAGGCGGAUCCGUGCAAGUUCCAGGCAUGUAACGAGUACGCCGAGUGCAAAGUGAACAAGUGGUCGGGCGAGGCCGAGUGCGUGUGCAACGCUGGCUACUUCAGCGUGGACGGUCUGCCUUGUCAGAGCAUCUGUGAGCUACGCAGCGACUUUUGCCUCAACGAUGGCAAGUGUGACAUCAUCCCUGGUCAGGGAGCCAUCUGCAGGUGCCGUGUUGGCGAAAACUGGUGGUACCGAGGAGAGCACUGUGAGGAAUACGUAUCGGAGCCUCUAGUGGUUGGCAUCGCGGUGGCGUCAGUGGCCGGAUUCCUCUUUGUGGCGUCUGGAGUGAUCUUCUUCCUCGCCAGGACCUUACGGGAUCAGUAUGAUAAGGAUGAGUCAGAGGACCCAAUACGGCGCGCAGAGAGCAUUCCGUCGUUGGAGAGGGCGACCAAGUACAACCCCAUGUACGAGAGCGAGGCCACCACCGGCUACAGCCACUACUACCGCCGUUACCCCGAGGCUCCCGUCUACAGCAGCGCCAGCGCCGAGGCCUCCACCGACUUCAGUAGCGAGGAGAUCCGACACAUCUACGAGAACAGCGAACUGACCAAGGAGGAAAUUCAAGACAGGAUACGCAUUAUCGAGCUCUACGCCAAGGACCGUCAGUUUGCAGACUUUGUGCGGCAGCAUCAAGCUGUUCUGGAUACCCGAAGAGAAAGUUCUUCAGGACAGACAUGAAACAAAAAGAACCACACGUCUGUCUUCCUGAAGGCCUGGUCUCAGCACUCACACACGGUCCGUCAUCCAGGACACUUUUACUUCUUUCCAUGUUUGCAUUAGUCUCUCCGCGAGAGGCGGGAAGCGGUCGCAGACCCGUCUUCUCUCCCGCGUCCUUCCUCUGUGCCUUUUGCUGGACAUGUCCCUCCAUGGAAUAUGUACUUCAACCAUAUUGUCAAACGGAUGAAAAUGAAGAACUUAAAGCAUUGCUCACGUACCCGCAGUAACGUAGCUUAGCUAAUAGCGACAGCUAUCUCCUUUUUGCGUGCGUGUGAUGCUCACAAAUGAGCCGAGGGAUGCCGAGUUAGCUGCGAUUUAGUGGAUGGUGCUCAUGCUCGUCUGUGUUUUCUUGAUGUUUUUGACGUAGUCCUCUAGCGUGAAAGUGACGCGUAGGGAUAAAUUCUUGUCUAAUGGAGUACUUUAGCGUCAAGGCGGCCAAAUAUUCAAUGUCGUGGAUGGAGUUUUCCCCGACGUUUCAAGGCUCCCACCGAAUCGGAUGCUUGGACAUGUUUGGACGUGGCGAGGCAGACGCCGAAGGCAGAAGUGAGCGAGCCCCGUUGAGAGGCAGCAUACAGAAAUAAGUGAAAACACAUUUUGCAGAGGGAGAUACGUUUGGACCGAAUGCUGGACUUUCCUACGUCCCUGCUCGAGAACGGUAGAAGAAGCGACAAAAAACACUUGAAGGUUAGCAGCAAUUCCUUUUGAAUGUGACUACCAGUUUGGCUCCGUCAUGGUGUUUUCUUUGGUUUUUGUCUCGCAUUCCACCCUUGGACGCGUUGCACUCCAUCAGCGUUCCCCCCGCACUGCAGUAAAUCGUAUCUGUCCCACUUCGUUAUGAUGUUUAGCUCGCACACAUGCACACACGCAUAUGCAGAGUUGAUGAACACCAUGCCUUUUGCAAUCAAUCGCUUACUACAGUGGAACCUCUUAAAUCCAACCAGGUCGAGCAAUUAGGACCUUGACCCAGUUUCAACUUCGGUACGUCAACUGGCGACAGCGGGUAUCACAAAAAGCACACAAAGGAUUCGAUUUGUCUUUGAGUUUUUAGAGAAGAAGAUUCUGGAAAUAAGCACAAAAAAAAUAGGAUGAAUUAAUUGUUUCAAUUAAAAAAUGUGUUAGGGUACAUUUUCCCCAAAACCAAACAAAAAAUAUUUGUUUUACUAUUCAUGGUUAACUGCUGUGGUUGAAAAAAAAAAAGUGUCUUUUUACUAAGUUACAACGGCUUGUUUUGUUUUUACAUUUUAUUAUACAGAUUGCCUGAAAUGAAUAAACCAUUUAUGACGCCAACAGUUUGACCAUUUCCCCAACGGCGGGUUCCAAAAUGGAAUUUUGGCCAACGACUGGUUUGUGCUUAACUUUAGAGGUUCCGUUGUAAAGCUGUGUCUCAGUUCAAGCAAAGGCCACCAGACACCAACGUCCACUUCUGCACAGUCAAGCGCACACUUCUUACACACACACACACAUAUACAGUAUAUACAUAAAAAUGAUUGAAAAUAUUAAUUCCGAUAUCCCAAAUGUUUUAUUACCUAACCAUGUAUUUUUUAUACUCUUAAUCUUACCGUGUGUUUCCAUCCUGUGCAGCUGCUUCACUGCCCUGUGCAAACCAAAGCCAUGUGUGUAAAAUAAAAUGCUUUGUAACACAUCA
Molecule: messenger RNA, 6700 nt
Organism: Hippocampus zosterae (dwarf seahorse)
Lineage: Eukaryota; Metazoa; Chordata; Actinopteri; Syngnathiformes; Syngnathidae
Gene: impg2a
Product: interphotoreceptor matrix proteoglycan 2a
Exons: 22
Coding region: 1846-5016 (1056 amino acids)
Biological process (GO): visual perception
Molecular function (GO): hyaluronic acid binding; heparin binding
Source: RefSeq, a predicted model, not a curated record